UAUGGCUCACUUCCAUCUGCUUUGCAGAAUCUGACUUCCCUGGUUUCUCUCGACCUUUCACAAAACAAGUUUGAUUCUGUUCCGGGUUGGUUAGGUGAGUUAAAGGGUCUUCAAUACCUCAAUCUUUCAAGUAACGAUGUCAAUCAUAUUGAGGGAUCUCUGGCAUAUCUUCUGGGAAACUGUUGCCAUCUUCAACAAUUAGAUAUGUCAACAAACAAAAUUCAAAGUGAUGCACUUGGAAACCAUACGCAGUUUGAAUGCAUUAGGCACGAUUUAAUGUACUUGGAUUUAAGUCACAACGAAUGUAAUGGUCCUUUGCCAGCAUGGUUGGGACAGCUUGAAAAUCUAAGUUCAUUGAUUAUGACUGACAGUAACUUGGUGGGAUCACUUCCUUGUGCUAUAAUAACAAAACUUGUCAAUCUGAAGACUUUGGUGCUUUCCAACAAUAACUUCACCGGUUCUCUUCCUGACUGUAUCGGGGAACUUGUCAGUUUAAAGAUUUUAAUUCUUUCUUCCAAUCAUUUUGAUGGGAUCAUUCCAAGGAGUUUAGGGAAACUUGUAAGCCUAACAGAUAUAAAUCUUUCACGAAACUCUUUAAAUGGUAGCAUUCCUCACAAUAUUGGUCAGCUUCAAAAUUUGUCCACCCUCUAUUUUUCUGAAAACAAGUUACACGGAAGCAUUCCUUUCAGUCUUAGUCAGCUUGUAAACCUUCAGAACUUAGACAUAUCCCUAAACCAUUUGGAGAAUUUGGUGUCUGACAUAAGAUGGCCCAGGCAACUUGUCUACUUAAAUCUCACCGAUAAUCGUAUCAGCGGGUCACUUCCCCAAAAUAUUUCUGAUAGCUUGCCCAAUGUCGGUUACAUGCUUCUUGGAAACAACCUUAUAAGUGGUCCCAUUCCAAACUCAUUGUGCAGAAUAGGCUCCUUGUACAAUCUUGACCUUUCAGGAAACAUGUUAAUUGGUGAAAUUCCUAAUUGUUGGAGUGUUACUCAAAAAAUCGGUGUCAUAAAUUUGGCAUCCAACAGAUUAUCCGGUGUCAUUCCUAGCUCUCUUGGUAAUCUACCCACGUUGGCAUGGUUACAUUUGAACAAUAACAGCCUUCAUGGGGGCUUUCCGUCAUCUUGGAGAAAUUUAAGUCAACUUUUAAUUUUGAAUGUUGGAGAUAAUGAUUUGUCUGGGAUUAUCCCUUCAUGGAUGGGGAAUAUCUUUUCCUCGAUGCAGAUUCUAAGGCUACGGCAGAACAGGUUGAAUGGAACAAUUCCUUUACAACUAUGCCAACUUUCUGCACUGCAAAUUUUGGAUCUUUCAAACAACAACUUGAUGGGUCCAAUCCCUCAUUGCAUAGGAAAUCUCACAGGUAUGGCCUCAAAAAAGAAUAGUUCUGUAAAUCAAUCUAACAGAACUGUUGAAUGGUAUGAACAAGACGUUAGAGUGGUCAUCAAAGGAAGAGAACUUGAGUAUACCAGAAAUCUAAAACUUGUGGUAAACUUGGACUUGUCAAAUAACAAUUUGGUUGGAUCUAUUCCAGAAGGAAUAACAUCACUUCGUGCAUUGCAUGGCCUAAAUCUAUCACACAAUCGUUUGUCAGGACAUAUCCCCAAAAGAAUUGGAGACAUGAAAUCACUAGAAUCUCUUGACCUCUCUCAUGACCAACUUUCUGGUGCAAUUUCAGAAAGCAUAACUAGUUUAACUUGGUUAAGUUACUUAAACUUGUCCUACAACAACCUUUCAGGACAAAUCCCCCAAGGACCUCAAUUAUCAACCCUUGAGGAUCCUUCUAUUUAUGGUGGAAACCCGUUUCUGUGUGGACCUCCACUUCCGAAUAAGUGUUUUCAUGAUGAUUUCCAAGGAGGUGAUGAAGAUGAAGAAAAAGAUCACAAAGAGGAUAAAGUAGAGAAAUUGUGGUUUUACUGUGUCAUUGCACUUGGCUAUUUUAUGGGAUUUUGGGCUGUGACGGGAAGCUUGUUGUUGAAGAGAAGUUGGAGACUUGCUUACUUUCAAUAUAUUGAUGAGUCAACACAGAGGAUAAAUGAAUCAUUGACAAUACAUUUAGCAACUUUUAAGGAAAGAUUGACAGGAAUAGUGAAUCGUGGUGCUGAGUGACACACUAUGGUAGUCUUUAUCCAUUCUGUCUCUCUUUUGUUAUUGGAAGAUUUCACGUUUAUUUUGCUUGAUAAAUAAUUACUUGGACUUUGUAAAAUAGGAAUAAAUGCAAGUUGUAGAAUUUAUAGUUUAACUAAUAGUUGCUAAAAUAUUGGAAAGUGUAUCCUUUUCCAAUUCCCAAAUAAUCUGAGUCAUACAACCUCCCCUACACUCAUAAGAAAGGUUGAUUUUUUUUUAAU
Messenger RNA from Vigna umbellata (rice bean), 2342 nucleotides. The record is from RefSeq and is a predicted model, not a curated record. Lineage: Eukaryota; Viridiplantae; Streptophyta; Magnoliopsida; Fabales; Fabaceae.